UUGCCCGGUGGGGCCCGGAGAUGGGAUGCCGAGCUGCCUCGGGGAGCCUAGAGGGAGCGCGGGCGUCUGCAGGCCGCGGCUGUGACGGGAAGUGAGCUCGCGGCUCAAGAUGUCCACAACAGCGACGGUCGCCUCUGUGGGCAUCCCGGCGGCCCCGGGUCCCGUGAACCCACCCCCACCGGAGGUCUCCAACCCCAGCAAGCCUGGCCGGAAGACGAACCAGCUGCAGUACAUGCAGAACGUGGUGGUGAAGACACUGUGGAAGCACCAGUUCGCCUGGCCCUUCUACCAGCCCGUGGACGCCAUCAAGCUGAAUCUGCCCGAUUAUCAUAAAAUAAUUAAGAACCCAAUGGAUAUGGGGACUAUUAAGAAGAGAUUAGAGAACAAUUAUUACUGGAGCGCAAGCGAAUGUAUGCAGGACUUCAACACCAUGUUUACAAAUUGUUACAUUUAUAACAAGCCCACAGAUGACAUAGUGCUCAUGGCCCAAGCCUUAGAGAAGAUUUUUCUGCAGAAAGUGGCCCAGAUGCCCCAGGAGGAAGUUGAGUUAUUGCCCCCUGCUCCGAAGGGCAAAGGCCGGAAGCCGGCUGCAGGGACCCAGAGUACAGGGACGCAGCAAGUGGCGGCCGUGUCCUCUGUGUCCCCGGCGACCCCCUUCCAGAAUGCCCCUCCUGCUGUCUCCCAGACGCCCGUCAUUGCUGUCACCCCUGUGCCAACCAUCACCGCAAACGUCACAUCAGUCCCUGUGCCCCCCGCCGCCGCCCCACCACCUCCCACGACACCCAUCAUCCCCGUGGUGCCCCCCACACCACCCGUCGUCAAGAAAAAGGGCGUGAAGCGGAAAGCAGACACGACCACGCCCACCACGUCUGCCAUCACCGCGGGCCGGGGUGAGUCGCCCCCGCCACUGUCGGACCCCAAGCAGGCCAAGGUGGUGGCGCGGCGGGAGAGCGGGGGCCGCCCCAUCAAGCCGCCCAAGAAGGACCUGGAGGACGGCGAGGUCCCACAGCACGCGGGCAAGAAGGGCAAGCUGUCGGAGCACCUGCGCUACUGUGACAGCAUCCUCAAGGAGAUGCUGUCCAAGAAGCACGCGGCCUACGCCUGGCCCUUCUACAAGCCCGUGGACGCUGAGGCCCUGGAGCUGCACGACUACCAUGACAUCAUCAAGCACCCGAUGGACCUCAGCACCGUCAAGAGGAAGAUGGACAGCCGAGAGUACCCAGACGCACAGGGCUUUGCGGCCGACAUCCGGUUAAUGUUCUCCAAUUGUUACAAAUACAACCCUCCAGACCACGAGGUGGUGGCCAUGGCCCGGAAGCUGCAGGAUGUGUUCGAGAUGAGGUUUGCCAAGAUGCCGGAUGAGCCAGUGGAGGUGCCUGCGCCCCCCGCGCCUGCAGCCCCGGUGGUGAGCAAGGGUGCCGAGAGCUGCCGCAGCAGUGAGGAAAGCUCAUCAGACUCUGGCAGCUCGGACUCGGAGGAGGAGCGGGCCACGAGGCUGGCGGAGCUGCAGGAGCAGCUGAAGGCUGUGCAUGAGCAGCUGGCCGCCCUGUCUCAGGCCCCAGUGAACAAACCAAAGAAGAAGAAAGAGAAGAAGGACAAGGAGAAGAAGAAGAAGGACAAGGACAAAGAGAAGGAGAAGGAGAAGCACAAGGCCAAGUCCGAAGAAGACAAGAAGGCCAAGACGGCGCCUCCGGCCAAGCAGGCCCAGCAGAAGAAGGCUCCUGUCAAGAAGGCCAACAGCACAACUACGGCCAACAGGCAGCCGAAGAAGGGCGGCAAGCAGGUGUCCGCCUCCUAUGACUCGGAGGAGGAGGAGGAGGGCCUGCCCAUGAGCUACGACGAGAAGCGCCAGCUCAGCCUGGACAUUAACCGGCUGCCCGGGGAGAAGCUGGGCCGCGUGGUGCACAUCAUCCAGUCUCGGGAGCCCUCGCUCAGGGACUCCAACCCUGACGAGAUAGAGAUUGACUUUGAGACUCUGAAACCCACCACUUUACGGGAACUGGAGAGAUAUGUCAAGUCUUGUUUACAGAAAAAGCAGAGAAAGCCGUUCUCCACCAGCGGGAAGAAGCAAGCAGCCAAGUCGAAAGAAGAGUUAGCUCAGGAAAAGAAGAAAGAGUUAGAGAAGCGGCUGCAGGACGUCAGCGGACAGCUGAACAACAACAAAAAGCCCGCCAAGAAAGGGGCGAGGACAGGCGUGCCCACUUGUGAGAACCUGGCUGGGCUUAAGUGGAAGGGGUCAGUCACUCCAGACCAGGCAGCAGGGGUGGGGCGCGGAGCGGGGAGCGGUGACUUCCCUGACCUCUGUGACGUCGGGCGCUCCCGGGACGGAACACCACGGCUGCGUGGCGGUGUGCAGGUUUCCGUACACUGA
Messenger RNA from Trichechus manatus latirostris (Florida manatee), 2371 nucleotides. It is a transcript of the gene BRD3, whose product is annotated as bromodomain containing 3. Bases 110 to 2371 code for a protein of 753 amino acids. Gene Ontology annotation, biological process: regulation of DNA-templated transcription; chromatin remodeling. Lineage: Eukaryota; Metazoa; Chordata; Mammalia; Sirenia; Trichechidae. The transcript has 11 exons. The record is from RefSeq and is a predicted model, not a curated record. Gene Ontology annotation, cellular component: nucleus; chromatin.